AUGGAGAGGCACCAAAGUAACAACAUCACAGCAUUCAUCUUAGUUGGAUUCCCAACAUAUCCAGAGCUACAAUUAGCUCUCUUCCCUUUUUUCCUCAUAAUAUAUAUUUUUACUGUAACUGAAAAUGUGGUCAUCAUUGUAACCAUCAAAAUGAAUAUUUUACUACACAAACCAAUGUAUUAUCUUUUGUGCAGUUUAUCUGUCCUGGAAAUCUGUUAUGUCACAGUCACUGUACCGAAUCUCUUAAAUAACUUCCUCACUCAAAACAAAAAGAUCAACUUUUUUGCCUGUAUGGCUCAGUUAUAUAUUUUCAUAUCCCUUGCCUGCACUGAAUGCUUUCUUUUAGCAGUCAUGGCUUUUGACAGGUAUGUGGCAAUAUGUAUCCCUCUGCGUUAUACAGUCAUCAUGAGUAACACUUUUUGCCUAUAUUUGGCAGUCGGCUCCUGGGUGUCUGGGUUUGCCAUAGCUAUGUCAAAAGUCAUCUUCAUCUUCAGACUGUCCUUCUGUGGCCCCAAUGUUAUCAACCAUUUUUUCUGUGAUAUUUCUCCAGUGCUGAAUUUGGCAUGUUCAGAUGUUUCUCUUGCUGAAUUGGUGGAUUUUAUUUUAGGCAUGAUAGUUAGUCUUGUUCCUCUUGCCGUUAUUGUGUUCACCUAUAUAUGUAUUAUAUGGUCAGUUAUGAAAAUUUCAAGCAGUGCUGGACGGAGAAAGACCUUCUCCACGUGUGCGUCACAUCUUACAGUAGUCGCCAUAUUUUAUUCCACAACAUUUUUUAUCUAUGCAAGGCCUAAGAAAAAUAACUCAUAUGAUAGAAAUAAAUAUGUGUCUAUUUUAUAUUCAAUUUUGACUCCACUUUUAAAUCCCAUCAUAUAUUGCUUUAGGAAUGGUGAAGUAAAAAAAUCUAUUAGAAGGACACUAAGUAUAAAAGCAACCUGUUCACAACCUCAAACAGUCACACUC
This is a messenger RNA of Hyla sarda, 957 nucleotides long. Its product is annotated as olfactory receptor 6-like. The record is from RefSeq and is a predicted model, not a curated record. Gene Ontology annotation, cellular component: membrane. Lineage: Eukaryota; Metazoa; Chordata; Amphibia; Anura; Hylidae. Gene Ontology annotation, biological process: G protein-coupled receptor signaling pathway. The annotation marks the transcript as partial. Gene Ontology annotation, molecular function: olfactory receptor activity; G protein-coupled receptor activity. The transcript is spliced from 2 exons.